Trichoderma gamsii is the source of this 1851-nucleotide messenger RNA. Its product is annotated as zinc-responsiveness transcriptional activator. Bases 1 to 1851 code for a protein of 616 amino acids. Gene Ontology annotation, molecular function: RNA polymerase II cis-regulatory region sequence-specific DNA binding; DNA-binding transcription factor activity, RNA polymerase II-specific. Gene Ontology annotation, cellular component: nucleus. NCBI's taxonomy places the organism in Eukaryota, Fungi, Ascomycota, Sordariomycetes, Hypocreales, Hypocreaceae. Gene Ontology annotation, biological process: regulation of transcription by RNA polymerase II. The record is from RefSeq and is a predicted model, not a curated record. The transcript is spliced from 2 exons.
AUGGACGAUGACCACUUGCCUUCCAGUCCCCAUAUGGACCUUAAUCGUCUCCCCCACCACUUUGAUAAUGACGCAUAUUCCGAAUUCUUAGAUGCAAAUCAGCAGUAUCGCACUAUCGAUCCUGCGGCGGCGGCAGCAGCUUCAGUAGAUCCUUUUCUUCGCAACGAUUCAUGCCUGGACCCCCAAGGAUCGAUCGUCUCUGCCGACGCUUUCAAGACACUCAAGUCUCUGAAAGGUUUCUCGCCGAGAUUGCCACCGCCAACGAAUUUCACCAUGACAGCUUUUUCGGACCACGCCGCUAAAGCACACCCGCAAGACCGCCAUGGCCAUACUAGUCAGGAUCUUUCUUUUCCAGAUUCUGAGGUCGCCUUUCCCAACUGGGACAACAGCUAUUUCAUAAAUGCGAUUUCCGACCCUCGUUCCUUUUGGUCUGGUAAUAAGUCACAGGAUCAACCAACCAGCUCAAAGGUGGAUUGCGAUGAGGACUGUGUAUCAGUGGUGUCGUGCACAUCUCGCUGUGGUAUAAGUUGCCCAAGCCAAUGCGGAGACACAGGCCAUGGAGUGUGCUGUGAUGAUGACGCAUGCAGUGAAGCAUGUGAAGACAGUCAGGAUCUCUGCCUCGAUGAGGCGUGCGAGGAUGCUGCUACGCCCUGUACAGAUGCGAAAUGUUCAAGCCUUGCUAAGCUGGACCAUUUUCCUAACGAAGCCAUGUCAGAUGGUGACAAGGAAGCAGCAGCAGCUCUCGCUUCUAUAGGGGACACUCACCCGGCAUUGAUACAAGACGGCUUCCAGCACUUUCAUCCAGAUACAGAUUUUGGAUCCCAUUCUUGCUUUGCAGGGUCGACCUGCAGCCAUGCGCUGCCGCAGGAAUAUUCGCCAACAGCCGCCGGCGACGAUAGCCUUGAGCAGAUUUGGGAAUAUCUGCACCAAGAGAACCCUCUAGCAACGCAUAUUCUCCAAUACCACGACCCUCGGAAUACUCGAGAUCAUGUUCGUCCAUGUAUAGCUGACCAUCCCGACCUAGCUAUCCCGAAAUGUACCCUUCCUAGAGCUGUCAAUGGCGGUAUCCUAAGCCAUGGGUUUUCACACAAUGCAGACGACUUUACAUGUGGCUUCGAGGUCAACACAGUCGACCAGUUUGCCAACCAUAUAUUUGAAGACCACUGGCAAAUGCAUAUGUUGAAUUUGGAUCCGUUUGGCCUACCCCAGACAACACAGGUAGAAGACCGGUUUUCUCUGGCCCCAAGCCGCUCGAGCAUCUCGUCUUAUUCUUUCAACACAGCUUCAACAAGUGGACUGCAGUUUUCUCCAUCAGAUAUUUCUAUACAAAAUAUGUCUGCGCUUUCAUCAAUUGCUCCUUCUCCGACAUCACGGGCAACCACUCCCCUCGCACAGCCAGAGGAACUAACUUUUGAGGCAAAAUCAACCGAAACAGCGCCAGUUUCGGUCACAGCUGCAGACGCAGAGACUGCUGUCGAUUGUAUCUGCCAGUGGAAGAUGGCUGGUGACAAAAUCUGUGGAAUGCGGUUUAAGGAUGCAAGCGACUUGCAUACACACACAAAGAACGAUCACUUAAAGGACAUGACACGACAACGUCCGGGGUUUCGCUGUCAAUGGAAUGACUGCACCAGGACAAAUGUUUUUGGUCAAAAGAGCAAGCUGGAACGCCAUAUCCAAACUCACACAGGAUACAAACCUGUUACAUGCUCCGUCUGCGGCCUGCAUCUCUCCGCAAAGCAGUCUCUCGAUCAACACAUGAGGACACACACUGGCGAAAAGCCUUGGAAGUGCUCGUAUCCAGAUUGUGAACAUGCUUUUAAACAACAAAGCGCACUUAGUAAGUCAUCCUAG